Messenger RNA from Paramormyrops kingsleyae, 6073 nucleotides. The record is from RefSeq and is a predicted model, not a curated record. Lineage: Eukaryota; Metazoa; Chordata; Actinopteri; Osteoglossiformes; Mormyridae.
GUCGAAUCCCAGCUGUGCCAAGAGCAGUCAGGAACAGACUCGCCUGCCCUCACUAAGAGGCGGCAGCAAGCAGCGCUGAGUCGGUCCGCGGCCGUGAAUGAUGGCCAGCCCUCCUGCCAUCUCCUAGUGCAGGUGUGGGUGUCCAUCACCAACGACAGCCUUGGGUCCACGGAAGUCAGGACUCCUGAGAAACUGCUGCGAGGCCAAUGUCCUAUUAUAGCGCAGCCUUCUCCCAGAAUAAGGCAAUGAGGUGGCGGCCAACAGGAAAGCCAUUUCUGCCGUCGGGUCACUGGAGUGAUCCUCUCCGAGUUUAACUACACGUCUUUUCAGCAACUGCCUUAUCCAUAUGGUCUUGAAAGUCCGUCGAGGGUGACCAGCGCUACAGAAUGGAUCACACCGGUAAAAGACUCUUUCAUUGCUUGACUGAGACUUAGAUUCACCUUCUGCUGUGAAGCGACGUAUCAGACUGGGGACUACUGUACUGCUGAGCCGGUGGGGUAAAAAUAAACCUUGCAUGCGACCAGGCGCGGGGAAAUCACCCAAAAUGCAACGGGUGUCAAAUGGAAAGAAAUGAAAUCAUAUCGCCUUUUGAGAGACGAUCUGGUUAAAUUCAGUCCGAUGUAAGGCAGAACGUCCUGGAGACCGACUGAAUCAGGUAGCAGUAAGUGUUGGAAAUGAGCUGCCUGGAAAGAAAACAGCGGGUUCGCCACAAAACCAGGAUGCACAGGUCCUGCAAGCACCCGGAUGGUUUUGGUAAAGCGUCCUGCGCCGGCAGCGUUAUGGACGAGACGGACCGUGAAGUGAGCAGCCUCACCGACCGUGCCUUUAAGAGCCUUUGCGUUGGCGACGAGGCUGCCUACAUUGAGCCGGUGCUCAUAUCCUCUCCCACUGAACGCCAGCGGGCAUUCAUGGAGGACGUCAAUGGCACAGAACAGAAAACCAUGCAAGGUAUACUCCAGCUAGGCAGAAAAGGGGAGGUGGGCAAUACGUCCAAGACAGCGACAACAUUCCAGCAUCCGGUUGGGGAUUUGGUCAAGCCCCGGAACGAACGUGUCCCUCAGAUGAACAACGGUGCUAUCAAAACCAUGUGGGUGCAGAACAACAGCAAAUCAAAGGUGUCAUCUCAGAUUAAGGCAUUCGCUACAGCCAGGAAUGACGGUCAUGUGGCUGGAGAUGGCGUUAGGCCAACAGACUGUAAACAAGUAGAAGUAACCUGUCAGUCAUGGGACAGGUCAGCCCUCAUGAGCAUCCAGAGGGAACUGUCUGAAUUCUCCACAGCAGUUUGUCCACAGAACUUUACGAUGGGCCGUAUUGCACCAGGAAAAAAACCCUCCAGUAAUAAAACCUCAAAUAUGGAUAUGGCCGCCACCUCUACAAAAUCCUCAAAGGGCAAAGGUCGCAAGUCCAGCAAGCACAAGAAGCUCGUUGCCACAAAUUUCUUUCUACAUAGUGAAUUCAGCCCAUUUCAAAUUUGGAGGGAGUGCAAACAGGUCCCAUUUGAAAACUCGGACAUCUUGUCCACAAGUAAUUUUCCAAAGUGGUAUGACUCCUCACUCUACAAGGAGUUAAAGGCAGUGCAUGAAGACGCCCAUCUCAAGGAGCGUGUUCAGCGCAGGAAACCGACGGAGAACGCUAUAGCUGCCUUAAUGUCUUCAACCAAAAAGCCAUCCAAAGCCCAGGAGGUCAGGGAGCAACAUCAUUCUUUUAAAGACCAACAAAGAGCUGAGGAUAUUGAAAGGCAGAAUCUUUCCCUUGAAUACCUAAACAAAGAUUUGGCUGUUGGGAAAGGAUGCCCAUCUCCUAAAGUCGUACAAAAUGGCAAAGCUAUUGACAAGAUAAGCAACCUGGAAAUGGCGACGGCUUGUGUCCCCUGGAGAAAGAACAGGAGCCUGGUUAAAAAAGCACAUGCUGCCAAUCGGCCCUGCACCAUGCCCCCUCCUCAAGAACAGCAAAGGGAGGGCACACAGAGUGCAGUGUUGGUCAUGUCAGGCAGUAUAGCCCCACUCGGCAUCGCCAAACUCCUGACUCCCACUUUAUGUGACAGACGGGAGAUGAAAACUUUGGUAUCCUUGAAGGACACAUUUCCCUUGGCGAAACCUCCCCCCGCCCCCUCGCUGGAGACUGAGGCCAAGCCGAACGAGGUCCGGCUGCGUGACAGCUAUAAGGCCAUGGCCUCCAGCUUGCUUUUCAACAUCAAGGACAACAGGAAACGUGUGAAGAGCACAUACAACCCACCGAAGUUUAAAAGUCCAGACUCCUCUGGCCCCAAGAGCGUCCCGACUAUUUUGGAACUGUCGGGUACAGGGGCUGCAACUGUGGCCCAACCCAAAGCCAGAGACGGCAAGCCUGUUAGCAGCCCCGCUCUGGAACCGAGUGAGGUGCGGACCAGCCAUCGCAAAGAACUCGCUGAAGUCUGCAUAUCAGAUGACUACUUGACAUUAAGCUCACCCCCAGCUGUAAAAGAAGCUUGUAGCUUUAAAAGCUUUCCUGGUGCCACGCGCAAAAGCACAGGCCAAGCCCAGCCCGUGGACCACGCUGUCAGCUCUCCUUUAACAUCAAGAGACACUCCACAGAAAUGUCUGGCACCAGACCCAUACAGGCCAGCUGGCCUGAUAGGGAAAGAGAUUGUAAAUGGGCCAUUGAUGGCGAAUGCUUCUCACCGGUCCACUGAAAAAGAGGAAGAGAGUCCAGAAAAGGAACCACCUCUCCCAAAUGCAGUAGAUUUCUUUGUAGACUCCGAAGCUUUUGGCAAAGAAGCGAAACAGACAAGCAACCACACAAUCAAAAAAGGGCUCAGCGAGGGGCAGGACUUGUACCUGGAUGGAUGUGUAGUCAGAGGAAGUAGGCUGAAUGCCGUGACAGGAAGUGGGAACCCCGAGGGGCCAUCAGCAGAAGAUAGGGCUGUAAACCCCGUGACCACUGGGGAAAAAGAAAAUGCUCAACCGGGGAUUCAUGAUCGGAAAGAGAGGGAUUCUAGAAAGGAAGUUAGACUAAAACAUGUCUUUUCAGCAAAACAGAACCAAUAUAUAAAGAAUGAGAGGUAUGCAAUGAAAGUAGACAAUGGAGAAGAAGAGGGAGGUACAGAAGUGCUCAUACAGAGAGCAGACAUUGGUGUUAUAAGUCACCAGUCAAUAACUCAGGAAAGGCGGAACACCAAAGUAGGCGAAGAGAAAAGAGGCUCUGAAAAUGAUGUGACUCUAGUUAUAGACCAGCCAGAAGUUGGAGAGCAUAUGAUAGCUGUAAAUGGGGACAUGCUUAAUCAAAAUGUUCAGGCUAACACAGACACGGUGUGGGUUAAACCACAUGCACUGUCGUCAGGGGAGGGUGAACUUAUUCUAAAUAAAGAAAAUGAGGUAAGGAGAGAGGAGAACAUGGCAAACACAAGACAUGCUCAGAAUGACUGGGAGGAACAGGUUAGAGACAAAGAAAACAGUAAUCUGAAACAGACCUUUUCCAAGUCUAGUAUAGUCUACGAUAAAAACAGCAAAGCUCAAGCCCUUCUCCCUCCCAAGAGUGUCAAAAAGGAGAGAAAUUUGGUCAGUGGGAAAGAUGAGGCUGAUGUAGUUACUGAAAGAAGAAGACGUCCUACUGGAAAGGAUAACUUUGCCAUGGACAGCAGGGGCCGAGAUGGAGAGCAAAAGCAAGGAAGGCGGGGUGCAAUGGAUAAAGGCAACGUCAGACAGAAAGUACUCUCUUACAUGAGUAUGAAAGAGCAUGUUGAUGGUCUCCAAACCGAAGGGGCAGGGUCGGCGACUAGGGUACAGUCAUCAAGAGAAGGGUUUACCGGGACAGACGAAGGAAGUGUGAGUCAGAGGGAAAAUGCAGGUAUAGUUUGGGGAUAUGGGAGGAGGCGGGAAGUAGCAUCUAUAGGUGAAAAAGAUGAGGAUCUUUCAGGAGAAUGGACAGCAAAGGAACAUGCAAGCAGGAGUCAAGGCAGAACUUAUAGAAAGGCAAAUGGCAAGUCGAAUGGGGAAAGAGAGGUGCCCGCUAUGCCAGUGCAGGACAGCUGGGCAGAAGGGCAGUUGGCUCAUGCCAGAGAGGCCAAAAAAGCUCCAAGGGACUUGUACUUAUUGCCAAUGGUUGAUUCACAGAAUAAGGAUUUCAAAGCACAACCAUCACAGCUGUCAGAGGAUUUGCACACUAAAGGGGACAAGAAUACAUCAGGGAAGGAUUCGCAAAUGAUGGAGUCGCAAUAUUUCAGUGUAACCGAUCACAAGAGUGAAGUGAUAGCUAAAGACAGUCAUGCAGUCUUGCUACAGAGUGAUGGGAGAGCCUCAUGGACAGGAGAAAGCACACUAUCGCCCAACGAGAUGGAAGAAGGUGGCUGGAUACGCUGCUUAAUUGAAAGUGCCAAAGCCCAAUCGCAAGCACCUUUGUCGCCUAUGGGGAAGCCCACUUUGUUUAAAGUGAAAGACAACACUUUCCGGAAUUCCCCGAUCAUCAGGACAGUGAAGCUGCCCUUUCACCUUCCAUGUCCAGAGGAAUUCUGCUUGGGGUCACCUAAGGAAAGCCUGAGUGGGUCCGAGAGGGGUGAUGAUGAACAGGACCACUUGCAGGAUGCAUCAUUUCCGCGUAGCACUGGGUUAACCUCACGCUCAUAUGGAGCGUCCGCUCGUAGUGCAACACCCCAUACUGCUAAAUCCCCUGAGGUAUCUGGAGAGCCAAGGAGGAGCCAUCAGAGACAUGUUCCAAUCCCAGAAGAGGAAGAAGGUGCUUCAGAGCAGGUGGAGAGUUGCUCUAUGAUUGUGGUAGACAUGGAGGAAAAGCCAGACAGCACUGUGCCCACAGAGGAUACCACGUGCUCAGAGGAACCCAGUGAAAGGUCGGAGUCCGCCUGCAGCGCCGCCGAAUCUCGGCCACAGAGCCGCCUGCCAGUUGUGCCCCCCAAGUCAGAAAAAGCCCUCCGUCGUGCUCAAAAGCUGAACACCAGGAGAAACAGAAAAGUGGACUCCCAUAGAAAGUCACAAAGGCAGAGCCAAGCAAAUCAAACUGCUCCAAAACUCAGCCAACCUGCCUCAAGUACAUGGUUGCCACCCGCUGAGCCACCGGUACCUCAGCAACCAGUGCCAGACUCUUUGCCAGCUUCCUCGUCCUGCAAUGCGCCUAAGCUCAGCCCACCCCCUGCUGUCGAUGCCAUAGUGCCACCCUGCUCGAUGACCCAGAGGAAGGUCCUGCAAGACCCAGAUUCCGGGCAGUACUUUGUGGUUGACAUGCCUGUGCAAGUCAAGACAAAGACCUUCUUUGAUCCAGAGACUGGAAUGUAUCUCCAGUUGCCAGUAAAGCAAUCUGAGGAGGCCUCGUCGCCUGUGACCUCCAGCUCACCCCCUACUUCAGUGGAAGCCCCCUACAUGCUCUACCAUGGAUUUGUGCCUAUGCCUGUCAGUCUGUUACCAUCACAGGGGCUUGCCUGCAAUAUGUCAGUAAGAGUCACAAACGGUCAGAAGAAUCUGGAGGAUAGCACCUUCUAUAGGCAGAUGUGGGACAAGCAGAACAGCAAUAAAAAUACUGGGCCUGAUGGGAUACGUGGCACCCUGUAUGAUGGAUCCUUGUAUAGUGACGAUAGGGACAGUAUCAGUUCUAGGAACAUGGAUAUCAUGUCACUGGGUGAAGUGGAUGACUUAGCAAUAGAGAAUUAGCUGAAACCAGUUAUUUGUUUGAAAUGCACUGUAUUUUUUUUGGGAUUAGUACAACACUGAGACAAGUGAGCACAGUUUAUAUAUAUAGCCAUAUAAGUGAUCAAAUAUCAGUAUUGUUCUUUAGUAUUUAUAGCCAUAAGAGAAAGAGUAUUUUAAAAUGUAAAGAAUGACAAUGUAGCAUUUUAUUAAAGAAUGUUAAGAAUUGCAAACUUCUAUUAUAGCAUCUGUAAAGUAGAAAUGUUGAAGAUGUAAUUAUUUAAAUAAAGUGUAAUGCAGGUCUUUGACUAACAGAUAAAGCAGGGAUAUUUAUUGAAACAAAGUUUUAUGCAUAAGAAUAUUUUGAAAAAUAAAACAGUCAUCCAUUCUUCCAUCCAUCUUCUAACUGGAGCCUGUCAUGUAAAAACCAUUCCAAUAAAAUAAUUCAUAAUACCCCUUCA